AUGUCCGAGUCUCCCAGAUCCGAGCGGUACACGUACCUGACCCGGUACAGCACCCCGGUCCCCGAAUUGGACGACCACCGUCACCAAAUGCAGACGCCGCCGCGCAUUGCGACCCCGAUUGAGCGGUCCUACAGCCCUCAUAAUGUUCAGGCUCCGAUCGAAUACCCCGAGCGUCCCGACCUGCUCAACGCGCAAGAUGCUUUGAGAGAUGGUCCCGUCUUCCGAGACUUUGAAAACGCCGUCAUUGACGAUGAUCGAUCCCAUGAUCCAAAUGGGAUUCCCCAACGCUUCUCGGUCGACCCCGCUGCCAAUUAUCAAACCCCUCGUCGCAUCAGCAUUGUGAAUCAUGAUCUGGCCAACGCUUCCUGCACCUCGUCUGUCUCCGCUCGCUCCUCCUCUCCCCCCAAUUCCGUCGAGGCUUUCGCCGACCCCCGUCGCCGCGAACGUGCCAAUACCCUGGACAGCAUUGCGCCCCCCGAUCUCGAAGCGAUUCUGCAGCGCACUGUGUCCGGUGGCACGAACAACCGCCGCCCAACAUUUAGCAACGCUAGUGCUAUUCGACCCCAGCUGGGCGAUGUGCCAUUUGACACAGAGGAGGCAUGCUUUGACGAGCCAGGCCGUCCACCGAUGAUCGGUCGGCUUCCGGUGAUUGACUAUGAGGAAUUGGAGGAGUUUGUGGCUCUCACUCAGGGCACCAAGACGGCUGGUCACCGCAAACACAGCAUGAGCUCGCAGAGCAAGAAACCGCGCAUUUUCUGCGAUUUGCGCCCGGGGGCAGAAAGCCCCGAGGUUGGUGUAAUCAAGAAGACUGACUCGUCCGACUCGGAAGACGAGAAGGUUCCCAAGAUCACGAACGAGAAAGAGCUCGUUCAAAUUCUUCAGAAUACAAACGAGCCCACUCGGUUUGGCUUCUUUUCUUCCGAGUCUCAAACCACCGUGCACGCCGCCGAUCUAGGCGACCUCGUCUUGCCGGGCGAGACUUUCCGUGACCUCUUCGAGCUCGGUCCCGAAGGAGGUGUUUGGUGGCUCGAUGUCGUGAACCCCACGGACGACGAACUCGGCGCGAUCUCGCGCGCCUUCAACAUCCACCCGCUGACAACGGAGGAUAUCCAAACACAAGAAGCUCGCGAGAAAGUGGAACUCUUCAAGCAGUACUACUUUGUCUGUUUCCGUACUUUCUUCCAACAAGACAAGACUAGCGAGGAGUUCCUCGAGCCCGUCAACUUUUACAUGGUCGUGUUCCGGGACGGCGUCCUCACGUUCUCUUUCGUGGAUAACCCGCACGCCUCGAACGUCCGGAAGCGAAUUGGUAAACUUCGCGACUACGUCUCUCUCUCCAGCGACUGGAUCUGUUAUGCCAUGAUUGACGACAUCGUCGAUAGCUUUGGGCCUGUGAUCCGCGACGUGGAGCUCGAGUCUGAAGCCAUUGAAGAUCACGUCUUCAUUGCUCGAGUGGACGACUUUGAAUCUUUCCUCCCACGGAUCGGCGGUUUGCGUAAGAAAGUCAUGAGUCUUAUGCGAUUGCUCGGUGGGAAGGCGGACGUUAUUCGAGGAUUCUCGAAACGGUGCAACGAGCAGUACUCUGUGACACCGCGUGGUGAUAUUGGUCUCUACCUGGGUGAUAUCCAGGAUCACGUAGUGACCAUGAUGUCGAACCUGGCUCAUUUUGAGAAGAUGUUGAGCCGUUCGCAUACCAAUUACCUGGCCCAGUUGAAUGUCACCAAUCUGGUGCUUGGUAACCAUGUCAACAAAGUGCUGAGCAAGGUCACGUUGAUUGCGACCAUCCUGGUUCCAAUGAAUUUGAUCUGUGGUCUGUUCGGUAUGAACGUUGAAGUUCCCGGAAAAGAUACUCCGGGACUUGGCUGGUUCUUUGGGAUUUUAGGGGUGAUGGGGUUGAUUGUGGCUGUUAGUAUGGGUCUUGCUCGCUGGCAGAAGCUUGUUUAA
Messenger RNA from Penicillium olsonii, 1944 nucleotides. NCBI's taxonomy places the organism in Eukaryota, Fungi, Ascomycota, Eurotiomycetes, Eurotiales, Aspergillaceae. The record is from the annotation of a GenBank genome assembly.